AAGAACGACCAUCCCGAUUCCCACACUUUGAUCUCCGCCCGCCCGUGACCUCUAAACCACCGCCACUCUCAUCGCCACAUGUAGAAAACCACCACCCCCAAUGUCGUCGAACGAGCAUACCCUAGCCUCCCUAAUCUCCCAGCUCGUCCUCUCCUUAGACGGCGCCGUUUUGGGCACCAUCGUCGCCUUCGCCGCCGUCGAUUCCUUCCUCAACUUCAAAUCCACCACCUCCGCCCUCCGCAAGAUCCGCCAAGCCCCCUCCGUCAAAGUCUCCGAUCUCCGCUCCCUUGUCCACGAAGACUCCGACCAACCGCAGCCUUCUGAUGCCUCCAAGCUUGUCGUCCUCCGCGGCCGCGUCCAAGCCACACCCGACGCCGACGGAACCUACAAGAGCCUCAAGUCCAGCCCGAUCAUCAACCCCGAUAAUAACGAGAACACCACCAUCGACGCCGUCAUCGUUCAGAGGACGCAACGGCUUUUGUAUAACGAGUGGAAGGGUUUUCUUUGGCGGACUUAUGAUUUGAGAGCUAAAUUGGCGAAGCCUUGGAGAGAACAAGAAUCCAGCACGAUCAAAAUGGUUCCUUUUGUUCUUGGUGAAGCUGGGAAUUCCGAUUUCGUUGUUCCGAAUAUCGAUGGCUCAGGACACCCCUUGCCUCUUGUGACAGUUUAUCAGCAAAAGCAGCUCUUUAAUCCUAGUCCCUUUACAUUCCUGCAGAAAAUUUUUGGUCAUGAUUACCCAAUCGGUCUACAAGAUGAAGAAAAGGUUCUUCCAUUGGGAGUCGAAGUCAGUGCUGUUGGUAUCUGCAGUUUCCAAAAUGGGAUACCAGAAAUCAAGUCAUGCCGUGAUCUUCCCUAUUUUAUGUCUUUGAUGGAUAAGGAUGAGUUGGUUCUACAUCUCGAACACAAGACAAACACAUUAUUCUGGUUUGGGGUUGGUUUUGGUUUGUUGUCAGUUGGAAUCCUCUGCUAUGCUGGUGCAAGGAAUUGGCACAAAUUUAGAGAAUGGAGGCAACGAAGGCAGCCACAGCAAGCAAGCGAUGCAGCUGGAACCAUUGCUGAUCCUCAAAUUGAAGCAGAAGAUGAGGAAGUAGGGGAAGUACCGGAUGGGCAGUUAUGUGUCAUCUGUCUGAUGAGGAGAAGACGAUCUGCCUUCAUUCCGUGCGGGCAUCUUGUGUGUUGCCAUCUCUGCUGCAUAUCCAUUGAGCAGAGCACGUCACCCAAGUGCCCGGUCUGCAGGCAGGAGAUCCGCACUGCAAUGCGCAUAUAUGACUCUUAGUUGUAUUUUUCUAGUAUUAGGAUAUACGAGGAAGUUGCAUGUAAAGUGAUUGUGGAUAGUUGACAUGGAGUAGUUUCCUCACAUGAGUUUAACUGUAGAUUUUGAAGGAUUUUUCAUGGAGUAAAGCUGCAUGUUAUGUGUAUAACAUCUGGAUUAGAAUCCAGUUCAUUUUGUCUUCUG
Messenger RNA from Rosa chinensis, 1456 nucleotides. Its product is annotated as E3 ubiquitin-protein ligase SPL2. NCBI's taxonomy places the organism in Eukaryota, Viridiplantae, Streptophyta, Magnoliopsida, Rosales, Rosaceae. Gene Ontology annotation, biological process: organelle organization; protein ubiquitination. The transcript has 6 exons. The record is from RefSeq and is a predicted model, not a curated record. Gene Ontology annotation, molecular function: ubiquitin-protein transferase activity. Bases 101 to 1276 code for a protein of 391 amino acids.